CAAAACCCAGAGAGAAGGACAGAGGAGAGGGGGAGGACGCCUGAAAGCGCAAAACGCAACCGUUUCCAACUCACUCUUGCGUCUGUAGCUUUUCCGUGCAUGGCGAUUGGUGAAUUUGGGCUUUCAAUUGAGAAUUAGGGUUCUUCAGAAGCCAAGAAGAUGUAGUUUAACGGACAAUUUUUCGUGUAUUUUCGAAGCAAUUUGCGAAAAUCGCUCGAGUCUGCUGCGAAGCUUUUAGUUGGUUUCUAGGGUUUUUAGUUUUUGGAAGGGGAGAUGAUGAAGGGCCAGUUGGAUCGUACAAAGGUGGUGCUGCGACACUUGCCGCCUUCGAUUUCGCAAGCUGCGCUUGUGGAACAAAUCGACGGUUUCUUUGCUGGCCGCUACAGUUGGGUCGCUUUUCGUCCGGGCAAGAAGAGCCAAAAGAAUCAGUCAUAUUCUAGAGCCUACAUUGAUUUGAAGAGGCCAGAGGAUGUAUUCGAGUUUGCUGAAUUCUUUGACGGUCAUCUGUUUGUUAAUGAGAAGGGUGAUCAAUUUAAAGUUAUUGUUGAGUAUGCUCCAUCACAACGUGUUCCAGAACAUUGGUCUAAGAAGGAUGGUCGUGAAGGAACCAUAUUCAGAGAUCCCGAGUAUCUGGAGUUUCUUGAAUUUAUUGCAAAGCCUGCUGAGAAUCUUCCAAGUGCAGAGUUACAAUUGGAGAGAAGAGAAGCAGAACGAUCUGGUGCUGGAAAGGAUGCUCCUAUAGUUACACCAUUAAUGGACUUUGUUCGUCAAAAAAGGGCUGCCAAGGCCGGAUCUCGGAGGUUACUGUCUAAUGGUAAAGCAAGCAGAAGAGCUGGUGUAUCAUCUGCUCGAAGUCCUACUUUACCUAUGACCAAACGAGGUUCUGAGAGGAAAAAGAAUUCUGCCUCAAUGGGUCUGUCUGAUUUGCGGUAUGUUGUGAGGGAUGCUAGAAAGAACACCGGUGACAAAAACAAGUCAACACAUAUAUUGGUACCCAAGCGCGAGGAUCAGCAACCUUCCAAGAAGUCUGCCACUUUGGCAUCUGCAGUUGGAACUGAAUUGUUGGAAGAUAGUGGAGUUUCUGGUGCUGAUGCUGGGAAAAAGAAAGUCUUGCUUGUGAAAGGGAAAGAGAAGGAGAUAUCUCAUGUGCCGCCAAACAUGUCACAGCAGCAGAGUUCAUAUUCUAAAAACAUAGGUGGUUCAAUUGCACUGAAUCAGAACCCGCGUCGUCAUGAUAAUGGAAGGAUUAUAAAGGGCAUACUUCUAAACAAGGAGGCACGUCAAAGUCAGUCUUCUGGGAUUCACUCGGGGCAGCAAAUCCAGAGUUCGAGUUCAGAUAGGGACAAACAAUUUCCUCGAUCGCAACAUGUGCAAUUGAUUUUAAAGGAUACAAAUGGGGCUCCAGAUCAUAAGAUAGUUGGGUAUGACUUGCAUGAUAUUUAUAGUGAGAAGCAGGAGAAACGGACAAGAAAUAAGGACAGACCUGAUCGUGGUGUAUGGACGCCUCUUAAUCGUUUAGAUGGAUCAUCUGCAAGUGAUGAGUCUUUCUCAUCUGCUUUUCAACCAGAUCACUCACUUUUAGAUUCUUCAGAAGGCUCUCAUAAACAUCAUGGUCGCCGUGGAGCAAAACAUGUUAAGGAACUUGAUGGCUCCCCAGUUGCAGGUGAAGGAAAACAUUCGAAGAGAGGCUAUGGCUCCCACGAGAAACAAGUGUGGAUUCAGAAGUCGAGUUCUGGUUCCUAAGGAUUUAUUUUUUCUUAAACUGUGUGAUGUGUGGCUACUUGAACCUUGAGAGCUAAUUACCAAAAAAAGGAGAAAAAGAGAACCUUCAUAGUGAGGCUAUAGCAGCGCCCUGAAGCUGUCCGUUUUUGCCGGACAGAUUACCAGGUGUAAACAAAAAGCUUCGGCAGCAAAGAUGUUCCUUUUGGGAAACCCAUAAAGAAACCGGUAUAUAAAGAUAAUGUGUUUUGAAGAAACUGCCAAGUUUGGUGGUGACGAUAUGGAAAUAGGAGGGGAAAGGAAGAAUAAUAAAAGUCAUCAGAGUAUAUAACACAGUUUUCAUCUCGGUGCCCCACCAAUGGGUUCCUCUCAGAAGAGUUACAGACGGUCAUUGUCGCCCUUCACUGGUUAUCGGGAUAUCUAUGUUAUAGAUGGUUGUCAUCCAUUAGUAAAACUGUAAAUAUAGAAGCGGAGCACUAUAUACAGCUUCAUGGUUUCAUUAUUUCUUGUAUGCUGUUGCCUUGUUGCUAGCAGUCUAGCAUCUGGAACCAGUUAGUAUUGUGUAAAGGCCCCGGGGUUUUCGCCGAUACCCUUUUGCAGUUGAUGGCCGGGCGAGUGACUGAUUGAUGGAGUCUGUUUUGUCGGUGUGUCACCUUGUUUUAACGGAUGAGACAUCGCUCUGAGUGAGAUUGUAUACAGGUCGUGGUAGUGUUUAAUUACCAGAACAUAGUUUGUGUUC
Messenger RNA from Pyrus x bretschneideri (Chinese white pear), 2458 nucleotides. RefSeq names its product regulator of nonsense transcripts UPF3. The coding region runs from base 274 to 1743 and encodes 489 amino acids. NCBI's taxonomy places the organism in Eukaryota, Viridiplantae, Streptophyta, Magnoliopsida, Rosales, Rosaceae. Gene Ontology annotation, cellular component: nucleolus; cytoplasm. Gene Ontology annotation, biological process: positive regulation of translation; nuclear-transcribed mRNA catabolic process, nonsense-mediated decay. The record is from RefSeq and is a predicted model, not a curated record. Gene Ontology annotation, molecular function: mRNA binding. The transcript is spliced from 12 exons.